Messenger RNA from Vicia faba (fava bean), 396 nucleotides. The record is from the annotation of a GenBank genome assembly. Lineage: Eukaryota; Viridiplantae; Streptophyta; Magnoliopsida; Fabales; Fabaceae.
AUGGUUUGUUUAUGCGCUUCUCUCAUCGGGGAGGUUGGUGAGGUCAUUUCUACUGUGAUGAUGGUGGGGAGUGAUAGUUUCUUCCUCGCCGGGCGUCAUUAUCUCGUCGAGGGGAGGGGCUCCGCCCUUGUCACCUCAGUUUGGGUGAUAGUGACCUGCUACGGUCGUCUUUGCAGGUGCUCUUCGUCUUCUUGGAAAGUGGAGAGUCUUUAUCCUUCUCGGGAGAUGCUCGAUCAUGUUUCUUGCGAAAAGAAACGUCGAGCCUUUCCUUUCUUGGAGGACGCCCAUCUCAGGGAGGCGAUAUACUGGAGGAGUCAUGUCGUCGGUGUCUCCAAGGGGGAGACCUUAACUGUUUUCGCUCCAGAUCCCUCAUCCUUUUGCUCUGCUAGAGGAUGA